GAACGUUUGAAGCAACUCAACAGCUCGCGAUUUUUACGCUGCGAUCCUCACACUCACACAGCACGCGGAAUUUGAGUCUCAGCAUUUCUCAUAACAAACUCCUCCUUACAAACAUUCUCUCUCUCUCUCUCUCUCUCUGGGUUUCUUCUUCUACUUUCCUCGUUCAUCCUCAAGCUAGCAUUCGCUCAAUCUUCUCUCUGAAAAUCAUUCUUCAAUAACAAGAUGUACCGACAAUCUGAUUUGGAAUACUACCGGCGUAGAUAUUUCCUUGAGUUGAAAGAUGAUUAUCACAAACUCGAAGUCUCCGACUCAACUUUUAGGUGUCCGAUCUGUUUCAACAAGGACUAUUACUCUUUGACUGAGCUUCUCAGACAUGCAUCGAGGAUUGCUGCUGACUCGCAUGGUGAGACUGUGACAGAAAUUGCCAGGCACUCUGCUCUUGAAAGGUAUCUUCACUUCAAAAUUUCUGAUAAUAAGUCACAUGAUAUGAAUAUGAUGAAUGUUGAUACCGAUAUGUCACUUAAUGUGAGUAGUGGUGAGGGUAAGUCAUUUAAUGUGAAUGUUGCUGAUGAUAAGGCUCAGUCAGUUACUGAGAAUGCUGUUCAGGAUCGGUCACUUGCUAUGGUUAUUGCUAAGGAUAAGUCACCUGUUGUGAAUACUACUGCUGAAGAUGAGUUUGUCUGGCCUUGGAUGGUGGUUCUGGCAAACAAUGUUACCAAAUUUGACCCAAACUGUCGUAAGUAUAUAGGAAAGAGUCAUAAGAAAAUUAAGGAGGAGCUGUACGCCAGAGGGUUUCAACCGCUGAAAGUUACUGCACUAUGGAAUAUUAGAGGGCAAACCCCUUUUGUGAUUGUUGCAUUUGGAAAAGAAUGGGAUGGUUUCAACAAUGCUUUGCAGCUAGAAAGAAGCUUUGAAGCAGAACAGUGUGGUAAGAGAGAUUACGUGGGUUUAAAGGGGGAGCGAGGAGAUAAACUCUUUGGAUGGAUGGCACGUGCCGAUGAUUAUAAUUCCAGGGAUAUUGUGGGCAAAAACCUCCGCGAAAACGGGGAUUUGAAAACUGUUUCUGGAAAAGAAGCUGAGGAUAAUAGGAAAGCUUUGAAGCUUGUAUCUGGUUUGGCUAACACUCUAAAGCAGAAGAACAUGGAAUUGGAACAAACAGCAAGCAAGUAUGAUGAGGCUAGUGUGUUUCUAAACAGAGUGAUGAAUCAAAAAGAUGAGAUGCUUGAACACUUUAACAAAGAAAUAUGCAAGAUGCGGAAUGCCGAACGCAAUUAUUUGCAAAAUGUGUCCAAGGAUCAUGAAAAAGCCAUGCUGGAAUUGGAGGCUCGGAGAAAGGAACUUUCGUCCCGUGAAGAGAAUUUGCAGAAGCGUCAAGCAGAUAAUCAUAAUGAGAGAAAUAAGCUAUCUCUUGAAAAGAAAAACAAUGAGAUGGCCAUAGCAGAGCAACAAAAGGCUGACGACAAAAUGAUGCGUUUGGCUGAAGAACAUCAGAAAGAGAAAGACAAACUUCACAAGAAAAUCCAUGACCUAGAGAGAGGACUUGAUGCAAAGCAAGCAUUGGAAUUGGAAAUUGAACGGCUGAAAGGAGCUUUCCAUGUAAUGAACCACAUUGGAGAGACUGAUCUGGACGAGCAGAAAAAACUGGAGGCGAUCAAAAUAAAUCUGCGUGAAAAGGAAGAGCAACUGGAAGGGGUUGAAGAUCUUCAACAAACAUUGGUUAUUCAGGAGCGCAAAACUAAUGAUGAGUUGCAAGAUGCCCGCAAAAAAUUGAUCAGUUGGAUUGGCUGCCCGAAGAACACUUCUCGGGUCAUAAUUGCUGUGAAAAGGAUGGGGGACCUUGAUAUUAAGCCGUUUGAGGAGGCAUCCAAGAGAAAGUUUCCGGCUGAAGGGAACGGGAAAGCAGCUCAGAGAAAACUUGCCGAUGAAAGGAAAAUGAAAGCAAGUCAGUGGUGCUCACAGUGGGAUGGCUAUCUUAGAGAUCCAAGCUGGCAUCCAUUCAAAAUUGUAACUGAUAAAGAAGGGAAUUCCAAGGAGAUUUUAGAUGAAAAUGAUGAAAAACUGAAAAGUUUGAGGGAUGAACUCGGAGACGAGGUGCAUGAUGCAGUAGCUACAGCUCUGAAGGAAUUAAACGAAUACAAUCCUAGUGGCAGAUAUCCAGUACCGGAACUCUGGAAUUUUAGGGAAGGGAGGAAGGCUUCGCUGAAAGAGGGUGUUGCCCAUUUGAUGAGGCAAUGGAAGUUGUCAAAACAAAAGAAAGCUUGAGGCUUCAUGUGGGCAGUAAGACUUAAAUUAGACUUACAUGCAGAAAAACUUUACUGCGUACUAGAAAUCUAGAAUGGUCAUUUGUCUCCCUUAUUUAGUUGGGUUUAAAUAUUGCAUUGGUUCUGAACAUCUAUUUUCUCUAAUUUCAAAUA
Messenger RNA from Vicia villosa (hairy vetch), 2414 nucleotides. Its product is annotated as factor of DNA methylation 4-like. The coding region runs from base 223 to 2262 and encodes 679 amino acids. Gene Ontology annotation, biological process: gene silencing by siRNA-directed DNA methylation. The record is from RefSeq and is a predicted model, not a curated record. The transcript has 7 exons. Lineage: Eukaryota; Viridiplantae; Streptophyta; Magnoliopsida; Fabales; Fabaceae.